UCAACCGGCAGUCGCAGUCCCAGGGCUGUCCCGCUCCUGAGCAGAGGUGGACACAGGGUGCUGGCCACGGGGUCGGUAGGGCGCAGGCGCCAGGCUGGCAGAGCGCAGGGGCAGAAUGGAGGGGCUGGUCUUGCUCAAGGCCCUGGUCACCCGGCUGCUGUUCUUGUUGCAUUCCCUGGUCGCCGUCUGGAGAGUGACCUGGGUGAAGGAAGAGCACCGUUACUGGCUGCUGGCCCUGCUCAAUCUCUUGCUGGUCCUGGAGACAGUGCUCACCCUCAAGUUCAAGCGUGGCCGAGGCUACAAAUGGCUUUCUCCGGCCAUUUUUUUGUACCUGAUCAACAUCAUGCCCUCCCUGUGGCUCCUUGAGAUGCACCAUGGAAACCAGUAUUGCAGCACCCAGUCUGAGAGAACGGCACAGAACUUCAGCAGAAGAGGAGAUGUCAAUCAAACCCUGUCAUCCCACAGAGCCACCAAUGGAAUGGGGAAUAUCCUUGAGCUGGCCAGGGGCUUUGUUGACAACUUAUCCAUGGUAUGCGAACCAGUCUGGACCUUAGGACUCCACCAGACACUCCUGCUAAUAUUAAUCAUUGGACGGUGGCUUCUCCCCAUUGGAGGCACCAUUACUAGAGACCAACUCUCAGAACUUCUUCUGAUGUUUGUGGGGACAGCGGCUGACAUACUGGAGUUCACUACUGAGACGCUGAAGGAAAAUAACGUCAGAAAUAAUCCGACUCUGGUUUCUGGCAUUCUUGUGGUGUGGACGUGGAGUAUGCUCCAGUUUCCCCUUGAUCUGGCAGUCCAGUUGAAACUGGUAUGCCCCUCCUCAGUGAAAGCCAGGGGCUUCCUUAGGGUUUUCCUGUGCCAGUACAGUGCGGAUCUAUGGGCCAUCGGCCUCAGCUUCUUCAUCCAAGAUGGUCCCUUCCUCGUUGUGCGCCUCGUCUUGAUGAUCUACUUCAAAGUGAUCAACCACAUGUUGGUGUUCUUUGCGGUGAAGAAUUCCCUCGUGAUGGCUCUGCACUUCUACCGGCUUGUGGCUUUGAUCAUGGCCACACGUGACUUCAUGCAAAACCAUCCAGAAAGCCCCCAAAGGGAGCACAGUGCUCCAGACCAGCUCUCUGAGAGUGGGCCCAGUGAGUGGGAGGACGCCUCCCCGGAGGCUCUGCCUUUGCGAACCUCACCUGUCACCUCUGAGGAGUCUUACCCGACAACACCUUAGUUAUUGUUUCCAACAUGGAGCUGCGAGGCUUGAUUCAUUCUCUUCUUAUCAGUCCUGUUUGCAGACAGCAGUUUUUAAGGAAACACCACGAAAAGAUGAUCUCGUAUCAAAGCCAAGGUGCCAGCUCUAUUUUAUUUUUCACCUGAAUGGAAGGAACUUUGACGACGACGAGUGGCUGUCGCUGCAACCUCCUGCUCUGGUAGCGGACAUUACACUGCUCCGAGAACCAUUCUGAGUGAUUGGUUCAUAUUGAACUGUUUGAAAUGUUGUAGCUAGGACAUCAUAGCACACCCACUAAAGAUUUAAGGCUGACAUUUACCAACCCCUCCCCCAUCCCUUGCUCUCCCUGGUUGCCUAAUAGUACAGAAGUUUUUAACUGGUUGGACUAUGUCACUCUCCCCUCCGAUGUUUUCUGCAAUAUCCCUCUGACAUAAAAAACAAAAACAAAAACAAAAAAACCAACCAAACAAAAAACAGUAGAGUCAGUGCAUGCUGAACAAAGGAGAGAAAAAUGCUUUUAAAAUCAACGUGCCAUGGGCUGGAAGCUAGAAACUAGUGCUGCCCAGCUUCCUUGCUGCAGAAAAAUAGCUGUCGUAUCUGCAUAGGUCUUUACAGGAAUCUCAUUCUUCUGGACCAAAGUGACAGUCUCAUCGUUCAUGUGUUCUUAGAGCAUCGUUAUGGUUAUGGCUUUGGGUUUGAGUAGCUCAAAGUUUACAGCAAGCCACUUGGGUUCUAGCAGCUUUGUAGCUAGGCGAUAUCAGUGAGACGCCUGUAAGUCACACUUUCUACAGGGCCGUUGGUAUUUGAAUACCUAGUUACCUUUUUCUGCCUUGUCAAGGAGCAUCAUGGGAUCAGGUUCCAAGGAGCACUAGCAUGCACUGAUGAAGGCGUUUGAGGCCCCUAGUGUUACCAUGGUUUCUGGUGGCUGCCAGCAGCCGCAGCAGGAGCAGCAACAGUAACAGAGAGAGGCAUGGGUCCUGAGAAAUGCCAUCACUGGCCUCAGCUUGGUUUCAGAAACAAGUUGGUGGAAGGUGGUGUCAGUCUCGUUCCUCCUGGGAAUCAUGGCGGCUUCAUUUCCCAAGAAUGAAUUAGUUUUCCUCUUCCACAGCUCUGUAAAUCCUGGGUGGAAGUGACUCCAAACCUUUGAAAGUGGCUCUUGCUUUUAAAUACAUGGUGAAAACGUGACUUGGCAAUCUAUGAAACAACUCUAAAAUUUCAGUCUUAGAGUUUAAGGCAUCAGAUGAGCCGUGCUAGAAUCCUCAGGAAUACAAAAACAUUUAUUCAGAAAACUUCCUGACUUGGAGGCAACAAUUAGACAAUUAGUUGGGACAAUGACUUUUUUUAAAAAAAAAUUAUGAAUUUCUGGUAUGGUAUGGUAUUUAUCCACCCUGUUUGAUAACAAGUUUUAUAAACAAAUUCUAUUUUAUACAAAGCCACAACUGGUUUUCUAGUAGUUUCUACUUUUAUCCCUUGUGCUUUUUGUUUUUUUAACAACGUCAUGGUUAUAAAAUGUUCGGGAAGCAUUAAUCAUUGGAAUGCAUUAGUAACUUUUCAUAAUAAGUGUAUGCAAGUUAAGUUCAAGAUUGUAUUUACAUAAGGUGAAGAAUGUGACAAUUUUUAAAGGUGUAUUAUUUAAAGGUCUUAGCAAUGAGAUUUAGGGACAUGUCCCACAGUCAAGAGCGUGUACAGCUCUUACAGAGUAUCGAAAUUUAUCCCAAAGUCUCCUCAGCAGGUCUUACAACCACUUAUUGCUCCAGCUUUGAGCAGACACUUCUUCUAGCCUCUGACUGCAUUCAUUUGCACACACA
This is a messenger RNA of Arvicanthis niloticus (Nile rat), 3024 nucleotides long. It is a transcript of the gene Tmem26, whose product is annotated as transmembrane protein 26. Lineage: Eukaryota; Metazoa; Chordata; Mammalia; Rodentia; Muridae. The record is from RefSeq and is a predicted model, not a curated record.